CUCGCGCACGCCUAGACUUGGGAGUUGUAGUACGAGUCCGGUCAGGGUUGCAACUAUGGCGGUGACCAAGGAGCUCUUACAGAUGGACUUGUACGCGCUGCUAGGUAUUGAGGAGAAGGCAGCGGACAAGGAGGUGAAAAAGGCAUAUAGACAGAAGGCCCUCUCCUGCCACCCCGACAAAAAUCCAGAUAAUCCCAGAGCAGCUGAACUCUUCCACCAGCUUUCUCAGGCCUUGGAGGUACUGACCGAUGCUGCAGCCAGGGCCGCGUAUGACAAGGUCAGGAAAGCCAAGAAGCAGGCAGCAGAGAGGACCCAGAAACUAGAUGAGCGAAGGAAGAAAGUAAAGCUUGACCUGGAGGCCCGGGAGCGGCAGGCUCAGGCCCAGGGCAGUGAGGAGGAGGAGGAGAGCCGGAGCACCAGGACACUAGAGCAGGAGAUCGAACGCCUGCGAGAGGAGGGUUCCCGGCAGCUGGAGGAACAGCAGAGGCUGAUCCAGGAACAGAUACGCCAGGAACGGGAGCAGAGGUUGAGAGGAAAGGCAGACCCUGAAAGCAAAGAAACUCCUAAGCUAAAGCUCAAGUGGAAGUGCAAGGAGGAUGGGUCAGACGGUGGCUACCCCAGAGAUGUCCUCCUGCGGCUUUUUCAGAAGUACGGAGAGGUGCUCAACCUCGUGCUUUCCAGAAAGAAGGCAGGCACCGCCGUGGUGGAGUUUGCAACCGUGAAGGCUGCGGAGCUGGCUGUGCAGAAUGAAGUGGGUCUGGUCGAUAACCCCCUGAAGAUUUCCUGGUUGGAGGGACGGCCCCAGGGCAGGGACGGCCCCCGCCACCCAGGACUGGCACAGAGUGCACCAGUUCGGCAUGCCACAGGACAGGGCUCCCCACCUUUGCCUGCUCUGCAGCCCCAGUCUGGCUCGCUUCUGCGCCCCACUGCCCACAGUUCCAGCUGCCUCAAGGGAGGAAGUGAUUUCAUUCCCACUGCAGACCUUAUCAGGGUGUGGGGUUGGCCACUCAGGGCUCGUGGCACUGUACAGCUGCCUCUCCACCCCUCAGCCUAGGCCCAUUGAGGUGGUUGUUUA
This is a messenger RNA of Phyllostomus discolor (pale spear-nosed bat), 1075 nucleotides long. RefSeq names its product DnaJ heat shock protein family (Hsp40) member C17 (gene DNAJC17). Gene Ontology annotation, cellular component: spliceosomal complex. The transcript is spliced from 11 exons. NCBI's taxonomy places the organism in Eukaryota, Metazoa, Chordata, Mammalia, Chiroptera, Phyllostomidae. Gene Ontology annotation, molecular function: RNA binding. Bases 56 to 1054 code for a protein of 332 amino acids. The record is from RefSeq and is a predicted model, not a curated record. Gene Ontology annotation, biological process: spliceosomal complex disassembly.